CAUGCGCAAGAUAUUCCUAAACCCCGAAUAACAGAGCACGACCGCCCAAAACAAGGUGGCACCAACUCAAAGGCGCAUCAGCACAAAGCAAGCGCGCAUUACGAGAUGCCAUCCUCAGGCCUCCGUUGGACUGUGUACCAUCUCAGGACUGGGGACCAAAACGAAAACAAAAAACGUUACAAGAAAAGAAAGAAAAGAGCCGCACCUCAGCAAAUUGACGACGAUAGGGAGGAGCCUGUUACUGAUGAAGACGAUGGAGAAAAACAGUCAAGAUCUUCUGUCAAUUUUGCAUUGGUUGGUGCUGGUAUAGUGGUGUUCCUGAUCAUAUUUGCUGGACUGGCUUGUCUGUGGUAUGUUGCUUUGAUUUUCCAAUGAAAGAGACUUUCCUCGUUUGUGUGAUCGAUAUAAUCUUAGGUUCUUUAUGAAGUUUACUUAGUCGUGGCUGAAUUGCCAAUGUUUAAUAAGAAUGUUUUAAGACAGGAACCGAUGAUAGUUGACACUGUUUAGUGAUUGUUUUUCAGAAACUCACCAUGAACUUAUAACUAAUUUUUUUUACAUUCCGUUUACAUAAAGGUAGAGCCCACUAUAAAUUGGCAAGCCUUGCAAACAACAAGAAAGCAAAUCAUGUAGCUAGUAGUUUUGUUUAACACGUCUUCAUUGGCGGACAUAUUACUAGGUUUGCGUUACGAUAAACUAACUUGUAUAUCGAGGAUCGUACGUACUUUUUAUGUUCCAGCAGGAUUUGUAAUACCUUUCCCCCCCAAUUCCUUCACAAGAUGUUAUUUCCGAGUGAUAGAUAUUGAGUCACGGAACUUUUGUCAGUUAAAGCUGUUUUACAUAAAUUAAAAGCCGUCUAAAAAAUUAUACAUCUAUCAGAGUUUUGAGUUAAUAUUGGUUGUCACAACUAAUAUUAACUCAAAACUCUGAUAGAUACAUACUUUUUUAGACGGCUUUUAUGAAUAGAAUAUUUUAUUAGGAAUUAACCUUUGAUAAAAUAUUCUAGUCUAAAACUAUAGUAAGGAAUCAAAGAAGCUGGGGAAGCAAGCAGUUCCAAUUCAGAUUUAAAUAAGUUCUUUGAGACUUGCAUUCACGCAAAUUCACGAGUAAUUUUUUUCCAAACGAAAUUCGCCCAUAUAGCCAAAACGUUUUUUGGUUUUGGUAAGAAGCAGUUGAAAUCUACAAGAAGAGCCCCUUGUAUCAUAGGUGGACCCCAUUUUCAAAAAUUUUCGUUAUAAUUGCUCAGGUUCCAUAUUGUUGUACACCUUGAACAUUUCUAUCUAUUUAAUUCUGCGUAUAGUGAGCUCGUCCCAUCCAAGCUCUUGGAGCAGGGGGCAGAUAGAAUCAUAACUGAGAAAGGUUAUGAUCCUAGCUACGCGGUUUUGUAGUUUUUGAAGCUUCAGAGAAAAUUCUGAAUCUAGCCCCCCCCAAACAACGCUGUAAUAGUCAAGGUACGGUCGGAUAACUUGAGAGUUAUACUUUGUUUCGAGGGUCGACGGAGGAACAAAUUGUCUCGCACACUUAAGCGCUCCGAUUGCGCUGAUUAAUUCUCUAUAUGUGGUGCCCGUGUAAGCACCUCGUCAAAGCAACAUGUAGACUAACGGAUUUGGUAGAUGUUGCUUUACAGAAAUCGGUGGAUGUUUGAUUCUUUCUAGUCUCACUGUCCACUCAAUCAGUUUGUUAGAAGUCUUUCGGCUGCUCUCCUGCCCCUCACCACCGUUCACAAUUAUAGCACUUUUGCUCUUUAAUUUCACUUGCAGGAGAACGUGUAAGAAAAGAUGCUUACGGAGAAAACACCCUGACCCGACUAGCUCCAGCGAGCGGCUUAGCCAGGAAGAGAAAAUAAACUGCGGGACGCGGACUUCAAGGGACUCUGAUAGUCAUCAACCCAAACCAAAUCCGUCAUCUUACCAACUUGCAGCCACACACUUUGAUGCCCAAUCACCGUGGACCGUAACAGACACUCCCUCUUUGAUGGCAGUUUCUCCUAUAGAAAACACUUACGUGGUGGUCGAUAUUCCUGACUCAAAUCUAGCUUCUGAAAGACAUACUGCUUGCUCCAUUGUUGAUCUCUCUGAAUCCAGUCCAGUUUGUGUGGUUGUUGAUGCUCCUCAAGCCGACUCCCACGAGGUUGUUGAUGUACCUGACAUGAGCUCUCCGGACACCUCUUUUACCUGUUCUUCCUUAUCUAAUGUGUUUUCGUGGUUUCCUUCAUCAUCUUUGACGUCCGUUUCCUCACUUGAUAUAACUUCAGCAGAACCGGAAGCCUCAUCUCUGUUUCCAGAACCUGUAGUCCAGUGCUCCUCACUAACACCUAUUUCUAGAAAAACCCUAAAGGCAGAAACUGAACUCAACGACGACCAAAUAAUCUCGUCAACCGUUGAACCGGAAAUAGUUAUCGAUGUGCUACCAUCUGAGCCUCCGAUUCCACUGACCAUCGAACCAGAGUCGUCUUUACCCUCGGUGGAAAAACAGGCACUCCUGGAAUCAUGUGUCUUGAUUCAUCCGGCCUCGCCCAAGCAAUCAUCCCUCUUCAGUUUAUCUGCUUCCACCUCUGACGAAGCAACACGAAUACUUGCCUUGGAAACAGAAAAUGUUGACUCAUCCCAACUCUCUUGCAAAACUCCUCUGGCAGUGACAGGUGAUGUAAUGUUGACUAUUCAAGACGAAGGUGAAGUUUUUCUUCGCGCAUGCAAGACAUCAGGAGCUGAAACUACAAUGAUGACCCUGAAUAGUGAGAAUGAAAAACACGUUAUACGGAACGUGGAAAGUCGAAGUCCUGCAAGUGACAUAUCUGGCGUGUCUACAAAAACCUUUGUGGAAGAUUCCGAUGUGAAAGGUAAUGUUAAGGAUAGUUGUGCAGCAAAGGCUGAAAACGGCAAUGAUGUCUUGACAUUGAUUAAAAAUGUUGUUGUUAUUGACACUUCAGGAGCGACAGGUUUGGCUGAAAAUCCUGAGAUUGAAAAGGAGAGUGAAAUCUAUGACGUCACCAUCCAGGAAAAGGAUGACGUCAUGGUAAUUGGAAACGGCACAAUCGAGUUUUCUGGCCUGACGUGCGGCAAUAAAGAAUUUCUAACGAUGACCGGUGGUGAGUCUUUUAACCCUAAUGUCUAACUUCAUACUCUCAUUUGUUGUCUUUAUCACAUUUUCAAUAGAAGAAGUGGAGACAAUUUGUUGAUUCAGAAAUAUCAAGUCGAUUCACUUUCUCUGAUCAUGUUGUCAAAUCUCAUGAUCAUUGAUAUUGUAAGGAGAAAUUUCAAGCUGAUCACUCUUAGGGUUUAAAGUAUUAAUGGUCAAAUUUCUUUUUCUAGUAAAAAUACAUGACAUUUACACACAAUAAAAUCUGCACUUAAAUCGGUAGCGAGCGCGACCUUUGUUCUUUCUUUUGCGUCUCUUGAAAUGGAAACGAGGUUGUCUCACGCUGUAAUCACUUUCCUUGUCAGAAAGGAACUUAACCAAUAUUAGUGUGUUUAACGGCGUGCGGAAUGAAGGCAACAAUAAUAUUCGCAGUUUUACCUGAUACAAGCUUUCAGCUAUUUCAACAUCGUUCUAGGGACGAAGUCUAGGUAUUCUGAACUUGGGGCGAGCGAGAAAAUGAACCGCGUGAAGACUGAAAAGAGAAGCCUCGUCCGUUUCUUAUUAUUGAUUCAUUGUUUUACUUACUGUUACCAAAAAUUCAGAUUCGCUCAUUUUGUUGUUCCACUAAAAUUUUUAUCCUCUUCAAUCUUUUAGGAACUCCUUCAACAGUUACUCGGUCCUUGGAAGAAAACAGCACUGCGGAAGCGAAUAGUUCUUUAUCUGUUUCAGAUAGCGAAAGUACAGCGAAAUUGAUGGUGGGUAUUUAUUCAAGAAAUCAUUUAUUCUUUCUUUGAUGCCGAUAACAUAAAUUUCAGUAAAAAAAUAACCGAAAUUUUUUUUAAUCGACGCGAACUUCUUUAAAAAGUAGGGUCCUUCAGUUUUAAGCUUUAUUUUCUCAAAAACAUUAACCAGUAAUGAAAUAGAAUAUAAAUAUUAUUAUUAUACGUUGUACUAUCUAUCUAUCAGUCUCAUUGGCUAAUAGACUUUCAAAAAAGUCCUUCGUCGGAUUUCAAAUGGCGCGGGACGAAGCACUUUUCAUACUUGAUUGGCGCCAAUUUUACCGACCCAAAAACGGCUAGCUCCGUUCGUCAAGAGGUCGACUUGUAGCAAGUCUAAUUGGCUAAGAGCCUACAGCUAUUUUGGUAAUCAGCGCAACUUAUAGAUUACUUAGUUAUCUGCUAGAUAACUGACUAAUCUGUAAGUUUGGCGUACAGUGUAUGAUUUCCAAUAACAGUAUCAUGCCAUUCAGGUUCCUAAUGCGACGGUAUGUUUAUCGUUAUUUUUUUCAAAACAAUUUAUAACAAAACAAUUAUAAGAUUCAGUUUUUUUGAUAUCCGGAAUAAUCAAGUGUUAUAAGAAUCGGCCUUCGGCUCGGCGGAUAAAAACCGUUGAAAAGUAAAUCUGAUCGAUGAACAUAAAGCCAGAAACUAAUUGCCAUGUAGAAAUAAUAAAUAGCAAACGGCAAGUAUAAAUCAAAGGGAAAAGUUGGCCACGUGGCACAAUUUCACGUUUGUCGUUUGCCUUGAACGCGAUUUUAAACCACUCUAUUAUUUCCUAAUUUCACUCAUCACCAAUUGAUUAGCUAUAAUAUUUCUAUCUUUAAUGGGUUUUAGUAUCGUCUCGAUGCAGAAGUUUAUGAAGUAAAACAAGGUCCUUGGGAAGCUGACUUACGGUCACCAACAAAUAUUGCCGGAAAGGAGAAUGAAAGGAGAGAAAAGGAGAUCACGUCCUCGGCUACUGGUACUGGCGAAAAGAAACCACAAGUAGGAGAAUCUUCUAAGGAAAGUGGAAAGGAUGAGAAGAGAAGUAGUGAUCAACAAAAACUGCGUAACAAGGUUAGUGAUUUUGUUAACCAGAAACAACUAAUUCCCAUGUAGAAAUAAUAAAUAGCAAACACCAAGUAUAAAUCCAAUGGCAAAGUUGGUGACGUGGUACAAUUUCACGUUUGCCGUAAACGCGAUUUUAAACCUCUCUAUUAUUUUUAAAACUUCACUCGCCACCAGUUGAUUAGAUAUACUAUUUCUGUAUUUGGUGGGUUUUAGGAUCGUCCGGAUCGAGCACUGUACCAGCCACCAAGAAAAGGUCAUUUGGGAGCUGAACCACGAUCAACAGCAAAUUUUGCCGGAAAGGAGAAAGAAAAGAAGGAAAAGGAGAUCACGUCCUCGGUUACUGGUACUGGCGAAAAGAAACCACAAGUAGGAGAAUCUUCUAAGGAAAGUGGAAAAGAUGAGAAGGAAAAUGGUCACUAUCAACGAGUACAACGAGUGCGUAACAAGGUUAGUGAUUUUGUUAGAAAUAGUUAUGGAGAUUCCUGUGAAGCAUGAGUCCCUGUCCAGAACCAAUGAGUCCCAGUUUAAAAAACAACGAGUCCAAAGUUCAAAUUGCUUGGUCCUUUCCUGUAUCCAGACAGUUAAUCUGAAAGCAGAAUCCAAAACUUUUUAUUGUAUAGACACCGAUGAAAUACCAGGAUUUUUCCAGUCACGAAUAUUUGGAACAAAAUACAUCUGAUCGAUCAACAUGACCAGAAGCAACUAAUUCCCAUGUAGAAUCAAAGGGAAAAGUUGGUCACCUGGUACAAUUUUACGUUUGCUGUAAACGUGAUUGUAAACCUCUCUAUUAUUUCUAAGAUUUCACUCGUCACCAGUUGAUUACAUAUACUAUUUCUGUCUUUGGUGGGUUUUAGGAUCGUCCUGAUCGAGCACUGUACCAGCCGCCAAGAAAAGGUCAUUUGGGAGCUGAACCACGAUUAACAGCAAAUUUUGCCGGAAAGGAGAAAGAAAAGAAGGAAAAGGAGAUCACGUCCUCGGUUACUGGUAUUGGCGAAAAGAAACCACAAGUAGGAGAAUCUUCUAAGGAAAGUGGAAAGGAUGAAAUGGAAAAUAGUCACUAUCAACGAGUACAACGAGUGCGGAACAAGGUUAGUGAUUUUGUUAGAAAUAGUUAUGGUGAUUCCUGGGAAGCAUGAGUCCCUGUCCAGAACCAAUGAGUCCCAUUUUAAAAAACAACAAGUCCAAAGUUCAAAUUGCUUGGUCCUUUCAUGUAUCCAGACAGUUAAUCUGAAAGUAGAAUCUAAAACGUUUUAUUAGAUAGACACCGAUAAAAUACCAGGAUUUUUCCAGUCACGAAAAUUUGAUAUCCGGUGAAGAUACAAUUUUUAUCCUUCACACGUGAAAAUAUCACGAUUGUCAUGGUUACGUCAAUCUCAGCCCAUAGGAAAAGAGCAUCACAGCAUCUCGCCAUCGGUGUAAAUAUAAUAAACAGAAUAUUACGUGACAAAUCGACUACGAAUUAUAAACUAGGUACGGCCUUAAAAGAUGUCAAGAGCUUUAAAGAUCUUGGAAUUAUUAUAUCAAAAGAUCUUACUUGGAGUGAACAUAUUAGUACUAUGGUGAAUAAGGCGAACCAAGUCCUAGGGCUAAUAAGACGGUCGGUUGGAACAGCUGAUACAACAACUUUGUCAUUGCUUUACAAAACAUUGGUCAGACCACUUUUAGAGUAUGCUGCUCCAGUCUGGAACCCAUAUCUUGUCAAAGAUGUUCAUGCAAUAGAGAGCGUGCAAAGACGUGCGUCAAGAUUAGCUCUUAGGCAAAAAAGAGGUGAUAUGUCUUAUGAAGAGCGUUGUGACUCGUUACAUUGGCCAUCUUUGUCCAGUCGUAGGACAUAUUCCUCUCUUGUUGAAUGUUCUAAGAUCGUGUUUGGCUUAUCACACUUGGAUUUUGAGGAAUUCUUUCAAUUCGCAAAAGUCAAAUCCACUAGGGCAAAUCACUCGUAUAAGCUUUAUAGUAAAUUAUCUAGAAUCAACUGUUUUAAAUAUUCUUUUUUUAACAAUGUAAUUAGUUAUUGGAACAAUUUACCUAGCAAUGUUGUUGAAGCCGGUUCCCUUAAACUUUUUAAAUGUAAACUCAAAUCCUUUUUAAAGUUGUAAUUUUUAUUGUUUGUUUGUUGUUUUUAGGAGAGUUUUAUUCAUAGGGUUAACCUCUAGACUCUCCCUUUCAAAUUCAUGCAGUUAUUAUGAGUUUGAAUAAACAUGUAUGUUAUGCCCGCUUGUGGGUAUGAAUUUUAUUUAGCACUCGUGAGAUAUCGAGUUGAACACGAGAUUGACCACGAAAUAAAAUUCGUAUCCACGUGCGGGCAUGUAAUAUCCUCCAUACAUUACAGUAUACUUAAAUUAACAUAUAGCUCUUCCUUUUUUAAAUCACAAGAGAAGCUAAAUAAAAUAUGCAUCGUUAAACAACCGCAAUAAAAACCGGUAGAGCAAUCACAGGAACAGGGUAAUCUGCCAAAACACAUAUUUAGAUCGAUCGAUCGAUUUUUGUGGGUCGCAUACCACGGGUAACAAUCACUGAAGGUGGAUAAGCGUUGGCUGCUGUGUUUUUUGUUUCUUUUUUUCUUUUUCUUUGCCCGACCCUCAACUCUGCCAGAACAGCCCUACCUUCGCGCUCUAGGUUUUUGCGUACUCCAUUUCUCCUCCUCUAUCAAUGGAGCACUAACGGAAGGAGACUCUGCUCACAGGGUGCCCACUUUUCUAAAUAACAUCUUUCCACAAGGCUGCAAAACUUAAUUGUAGGGCUUAAGUAGUGCUAAUACGGAGUCACAAGUUAAAUGUUCAACACUCGAAUGAAGAUCACUAGUCGCACUUGCAAUUUUUCUGGACCCUUUGUUUCCCCAAGAACUGACGUCUGGGUACGAAAACAGAAAGUCCUUACCUAUGACGUGUCACUACUUAGAAUUGGGUAGUGCGCGCUGCUGACUGGUCUUGCCACGUGGGAAAUUUAGUUCAGCCAAUCGUGGAGAAGCACUACCUAAACCAGGGCAGUGACACGUCACCAGUUUGGAAUUUCUGCGCUCCUUCCUCAGACGUCACUUCUUGGUGAAGCCAGCAGUGGUGUCGCGAAAUUUCGGCUUUUUUCUCAGGCUACAAAUUGUCAAAAUUAUUACAAUUUGGACAAAACGCGCGUGAAUUGGAGAGAUUUAGGGUCACGUUCACGGCAAAAGGCCAGGGGAAAAGGUGAGAUGCAGGUUGCGAAUUUUCCAAAUUAAGGAAAUAAACAAUUAAAAACUGUACAGAAUACAUCUGAUCGAUCAACGUAAUCAGAAACAACUAAUUCCCAUGUAGAAAUAAUAAAUUGCAAACAACAAGUAUAAAUCAAAGGGAAAAGUUGGUCACGUGGUACAAUUUUACGUUUGCCGUAAACGUGAUUUUAAACCUCUCUAUUAUUUCCAAAAUUGCACUCGUCACCAACUGAUUACAUAUGCUAUAUCUGUCUUUGGUGGGUUUUAGGAUCGUCCUGAUCGAGCACUGUACCAGCCGCCGAGAAAAGGUCACUUGGGAGCUGACCCACGAUCAACAGCAAAUUUUGCCGGAAAGGAGAAAGAAAAGAAGGAAAAGGAGAUCACGUCCUCAGUUACUGGUACUGGCGAAAAGAAACCACAAAUAGGAGAAUCUUCUAAGGAAAGUGGAAAGGAUGAAAUGGAAAAUAGUCACUAUCAACGGGUACAACGAGUGCGUAACAAGGUUAGUGAUUUUGUUAGAAAUAGUUAUGGUGAUUCCUGGGAAGCAUGAGUCCCUGUCCAGAACCAAUGAGUCCCAUUUUAAAAAACAACAAGUCCAAAUUUCAAAUUGCUUGGUCCUUUCAUGUAUCCAGACAGUUAAUCUGAAAGCAGAAUCUAAAACUUUUUGUUAUAUAGACACCGAUGAAAUACCAGGAUUUUUUCCAGUCACGAAAAUUUGGUAUCCGGUGAAGACCCAAUUUUUAUCCUUCACAUGUGAAGAUAUUACGGUUGUCAUGGUUACGUCAGUCUCAGCCCAUAGGAAAAGAGCAUCACAGCAUCUCGCCAUCGUUGUCUAUAUAAUAAACAGAAUAUUACAUGCCCGCUUGUGGAUAUGUAUUUUAUCUAGCACUCGUGAGAUAUCAAGUCGAACACGAGAAGAUAAAAUUCGUACCACGUGCGGGCAUGUAAUAUCGGCUAUAUAUAAUUAUUACAAUUUGGCAAAAACGCGCGUGAAUUGUAGAGAUUUAGGGUCACGUUCACGGAAAAAGGCUAGGGGAAAAGGUGAGAUGCUGGUUGAGAACUUUCCAAAUUUAGGAAAUAAACCGCUAAAAACUGUUCAAAAUACAUCUGAUCGAUCAACAUGACCAGAAACAAGUAAUUCCCAUGUAGAAAUAAUAAAUACCAAACACCAAGUAUAAAUCAAGGGAAAAAGUUGGUCACGUGGUACAAUUUUACGUUUGCCGUAAACGUGAUUUUAAACCUCUCUAUUAUUUCCAAAAUUGCACUCGUCACCAAUUGAUUACAUAUACUGUUUCUGUCUUUGGUGGGUUUUAGGAUCGUCCCGAUCGUGCACUGUACCAGCCGCCAAGAAAAGGUCAUUUGGGAACUGACCCACGAUCAAAAAGGGACACUAUUGCAUCGGGUACGUUCUUUAGCCGUUCAGUCUCAGAUUGAGUGAUAAGGUCUGGGAUGGUGUGUUUAACUUUAAUUCUGAGUCUGUGGUUAAACGCCUAUGAUGUUACCAUUCAAGUGAAACUUCUUCAGCAGUAGUUUCGCAUGUUACUAUUUAUUUUGUACGUAGUUCUAACUUUUGUGUUUGUGGAUACACUUCUAUGAUAUUACUAACCAAAUGAAACCUCUUAAGCCGUACUUUCACGUGGGGGAAAAUUAAAGGCCCUGCGACUUUACGUUUGGAAAUCCCCUGGUACGUGAUGCACGGAAAGCGUGUUAAAACGAUAGUUUGGGACUACGAUUACUCUUCGUUUUUAAUUUUGUUUUGCUAUGAAAAUACAUCACCCUUCCUCAUCUGACUGCCACUGAACAAAAGAUAAUUUACUACCCCAAAAACCAAGACCACACAAGACUGUUUUACAACUUUAAUAUGCUGUCGUUUCAAUUUUUGCUUUUUCGUUAAUUAUUAUUCUUAGAAAAAGAUAAAAGCAAAGACGUCAAGAGGAAGGAAAAGAAUCGGGAAUGCAAUCAGACAAGGAAGACUCGCGAUGAUAAACCACGUGAUAAGGAUCGUUACAGAUACCGUGACGACUACAGUGAGCGUGACAGAGAUGAUCGUGGC
This is a messenger RNA of Porites lobata, 10141 nucleotides long. NCBI's taxonomy places the organism in Eukaryota, Metazoa, Cnidaria, Anthozoa, Scleractinia, Poritidae. The record is from the annotation of a GenBank genome assembly.